AUGAAAGAUCUAAUUAGAGAGGCGCCUCUUGGCCAGGUGCUCCGUCUAAUUACACAAAACAAGAUACUUCAAUAUCCUGAAGAGGAAGAUGGCUUUAAGCUACCAGAGGCAUAUAAGCAGCAGCUCAGCGGAAGCGAAAAGCCGGAGUCACACAAUCAGCCUCGCAACUUGGAUGCAGAUGUGGAGGCUCUUGGAAGAAUGAGGACAAUAACCAGCGUUCAUUCGGCGCCAUACACCAACGAGCGGGUCCGAGCCGAAAGAGAGAUGGAGAUACAGCGAACCAAAUCUAUUCCCAUCAGCCCUGAGAAAACAUCAGAUGGCAUUGUUCUUGUGGAUUGGUAUACGACAGACGACCCAGCCAACCCUCAAAACUGGUCUCGCGCGAAAAGAUAUUUCGUUGUUUUUGUACUCUGCUGUUAUACAUUUACAGUCUACUGUGCCGGUCCCAUCUAUGCCACUGCUGAAGAAGGAAUCCAGGAGCAUUUCCACAUCAGUCCUGUUGCUUCUACCCUGGGUCUGGGACUUUACGUAUUGGCAUAUGGUAUCGGAGACCUCCUCUUUGCGCCUCUAUCUGAAAUCCCGAGCAUUGGAAGAAACCCCAUUUAUAUCCUGACCUUUAUUGUCUACUGGGUUCUGACGUUUCCCGAGGCUGUGACGACUGGGUUUGGAAGCCUUUUAGCCUUGCGAUUCUGGCUUGGCUUCUUUGGCUCUCCGGCUCUGGCUAAUGGCGGUGCCACUGUGGGAGAUAUGUUUUCUCUCAUGUAUAUUCCAUUUGGUCUCUCGUGGUGGGUAUUUUCUGCCUGGGCUGGCCCUUCUAUCGGUCCGGUCAUUGGAGGUUUCGCUGCGCAAGCCAAGGGAUGGCGAUGGCCCAUGUGGGAAAUUGUCUGGAUGUCCUCAGGAGCACUAGUUCUCUUGUUGCUUUUCAUGCCAGAGACAUCAGCACACACGAUCCUGCUGCGUCGUGCUCACCGAUUGCGCAGGCUGACCAACGAUUCAAGACUUCAGGCUCAGAGUGAGAUUGAUCAGCGCAACAUGGCCCCAUCCGCAGCCCUCUGGGAUGCACUGAUCAAGCCUUUGGAGAUUAUGAUGAAGGACCCGUCCAUCUUUUUUGUCAAUCUUUACACUGGAUACUUCUAUGGCGUCUUCUAUACCUUCUUCGAAGUGUUUCCUCUGGUCUUCCCUGUCUUUUACGGAUUUGACCUUGGACAAACGGGUCUGACAUUCUUGGCUUGUCUCGUUGGCGUUAUACUUGGUCUUUCUGCCUACUUUGCUUAUUUGCAAUUUUACAUGGUCCCUGAUAAUAUCAAGAAUGGAUUCAGAGAACAAGAACACCGACUCGUCCCUGCCAUUGUCGGUUCAAUAUUAUUGCCAAUUGGACUAUUUAUCUUCGCCUGGACGGCCAGGUCCAGCAUUCAUUGGGUCGUUCCGCUUGUCGGAGUGGGUAUUUUCUGUUUCGGCCACUUCUGGACAAUGCAGUCUCUCUUCAUUUACAUUCCUCUCUCUUACCCCAAGUACGCUGCCUCUCUGUUCGCCAGUAACAGCAUUUGGCGAUCGGGCAUUGCCGGUGGAGCUGUUGUCUUCGCGCGACCCCUGUUUAUUAAUCUGGGCGUAGACAGAGGUGUUACACUGCUUGCAGGAUUGAGCUGCGCAGGCAUUUUUGGCACUACGGCAAUUUGGUUCUUCGGCAAGAGACUGAGAGGUAGAUCCAAGUUUGCCAUCUGA
Messenger RNA from Trichoderma atroviride IMI 206040, 1722 nucleotides. Lineage: Eukaryota; Fungi; Ascomycota; Sordariomycetes; Hypocreales; Hypocreaceae. The record is from RefSeq and is a predicted model, not a curated record.